This is a messenger RNA of Salvia miltiorrhiza (redroot sage), 2570 nucleotides long. Its product is annotated as 18.1 kDa class I heat shock protein-like. The transcript has a single exon. The record is from RefSeq and is a predicted model, not a curated record. Gene Ontology annotation, biological process: response to hydrogen peroxide; response to heat; protein complex oligomerization. Lineage: Eukaryota; Viridiplantae; Streptophyta; Magnoliopsida; Lamiales; Lamiaceae. The coding region runs from base 1962 to 2411 and encodes 149 amino acids.
GGAGUGGUUUCUCGUCCUUUCUGGUCCCAUUUUCGAAUCAGAAUUAAUUACCUUAAUUAGUUCCAAUUAGUAUUGAUCUAACAACUCAUGAUGACAAUAAUGAAACUAGUUUGAUGCCGACACAAAAUCUGAGUAUGGUAAUAUUUAGGAACACUAUUAAGACAACAUAUAUAAUUGCAUCUACUAUUGGAAACACGAAUGACAAAGCAUAGUUUAGAGCUUAGAUAUGUUGAUAUGAUGCAUUGCCAUAACACGAGCAUGCUACCCUUCUCAACCACAAUUUAAAUAAAAUCUUUUCAAAUAGUACUUACGCUGUAUAAUGUAAAUGGAAAUUUCUCAGCGUGUGAGUGGGUCCUAAUGCUUCCCUUUCGCUGAUUUUUUUUUUUUUUUUUUUAAAUCUGGAUCUCUUAUAAGUUUAAUGUAUUAUUCCAAAAUACUGAUGGACUGAUGGGCUCGGAACAUACUGCCGAAAAUUUAUAGUGUUAUUAAUUAUGAUGAUGUGAUGAAUUAAUCAAUUAGGAUAUGAAUGAUUAUAUGAUCAGGUAAGACUUGGGAGUUUCGCUGUUCGAAAAUCACGCCACAUUUUCCGCUAUCAGAUUGCUACCUAAUACGCCAUUUUAAAUAUCGGUGCGAAUUUUGACGUUUACUUUGUUGCAAAUGAUGAAAUAAUGUGUUAUUGUACUCUUCGUUUUCUUGCCAUUGGAAAUAAUUGUUCAAUUUAUAUUUGAAUUAAUGAUGAAAUAGAAGUAUUAUUGUAAUCUUCGUUUUUCUGUGAUUGGAAAUAAUUGUACAAUUUAUAUUUUGAUUUAUGAUAUCAUAUCUUUUACCCUCUUUCAAAGUUUAGUUCUUCUUUAAAAAAAAAAAAAUACUCAGUGUGAUUGAAAAUUAUACAAACUACUCAUUUUGAGCUUGAAAGUAUAAAAUUGUGCUUACUAAAUAGAUUUUGAAAUUUUAUAUCAUUGGUCUAUUUCAUUUGAAUCGCGAAUUUUGCUUGGUAUAUUCGAUCAAUGCAAGUCGAACGUUAGUGAUAAAUUUACUAAUACUUUAAUAUGUUCGAUCACUGCGAGUUGAACCUUGAAACAUUAGUGGUUAAACAUUUAUAGAAUUUACACAUCUUUAAAUUUGUAGAAUUGUGUGAUAUUUCAUCAUCAUGACUAAAUUAAACUGAUAAUCAAUUUAAUAGAUUUAUUAUGUAGAUUUAAUUGACAUAAUUACAUUUCAUAUGAUCAGUCUUUUAUUUAAAUUAAAAUUAAUUAAAUUGUGUAGAUGUUAGUCGCCGUAAUAUAUCACUAGGAUUUUAGUGACAAAUAUUUAAAUUAAAAUUAAUUUUAAAUAUUACAUCAAUUAUGAGCUUGAAUUAUUUUUAUUUAUAUAAUUGCAUGAAGUAUGGAGAAGAACAUAAAUGAUAAAUUACGAACAACAAAUUAAACAUCACCGUCAAUGUAAUCCUUAAUUUGCAGAUUCAAAGAGAAAAUCUGAAUUCAUUUCUAAAAUAGCUUUAGCACCCAAUGAAGGCUGGAUUGUAUUUGUAUGUUUAAAUAGAGAUCAAACAUCAAAGAUAAGAUGAACUUGUUUUACAGUUUGACUCUUCCAAACUCUUUAAUAUCCUCGGGAAUCAGAUUGGGCUUCCCAUAAUUUGUUAUAUGAGCCCAUGAAGCCUGGGCUUUGGGGACUUUUCCUGCUGGAGUUGUUGAGCUAUCAUCGGCCCAUCAGAAUUACUCACGCCAGAAGCAGAAGAGAAUCAAGUAUUCUUCUCCAACAUUACAUCAUCUUCCGUAGCCUUUUCAAAAGCAGCAAUGUCGCAUCUAAAAAUUCAUGCGCCUUCCAGAAUUUUCAAGAACGUGCUCGAUUUCCAAAUCUAUUACGCACCAAAACACCUAAUUAUAAAUACCUAAAAUGUUAAUUAGCUUCGCCUUAGACUGAAACACUAAUCAGCAUAACAAGUAAUCAAGCAACAAAUAAUGUCAGGUUUCGUGGUGCGAUCCGAUGUCGGGGUGGGGCCGGCUAUGGACUGGAAGGAGACUCCUGAAGCCCACAUCUUCAAGUUCGACCUUCCGGGCCUCACCAAGGAGGACGUGAAGCUCCAAGUUCACGACGACAGAGUGUUGCACGUCAGCGCUGUUGCCGGUCCAGGCGAAGAAGAUGGUGCCCAAAACAAAUGGCACUGUAGAGAGCGCGUUGAUGGCCGGAAUUUUGUCCGGGAAUUUAGGUUGCCGGAAAAUGCUAUUGUGGAUGAGAUAAAAGCAUCGAUGAGCGACGGGGUGUUGGUGGUGAGGGUGGCUAAGGAUCUGAGCAAGAAGAAGAGGAGACAUUCAAAUAAGUAUGCUGUUGAGAUUGGUGGUGGUGAAGGUGAAGGAGAUGAUUCCGUUGCUGCCAAAGGGCUCUCACGGUUUGUCUGUUGCAGAGCUUGACUAAUUCCUAUCUUUUCGUUCUUCAUUUGUGUGUGGCUUUUUUCUAUUGUAAAUGGGUCGACUCAUUUAUUACGAGUCUCAAACUGUUUAAUUUGGAUGUCUUUGUACAUAGUAUUAAGGUUCCGGGGUGUUUUCUUCCCCCUUUUCUUUUUGAGCGAA